Messenger RNA from Diorhabda sublineata, 922 nucleotides. RefSeq names its product translocator protein-like. The record is from RefSeq and is a predicted model, not a curated record. Lineage: Eukaryota; Metazoa; Arthropoda; Insecta; Coleoptera; Chrysomelidae. The transcript is spliced from 3 exons. Bases 307 to 810 code for a protein of 167 amino acids. Gene Ontology annotation, cellular component: mitochondrial outer membrane.
GUCAAUGUCAAUCAUACUGUCGAUUUCUUAAAACUAUAUUUCGUGUAUUGUACAAAAUGUUUAAAAAGGAUAUGAAUAAGUAUUUGGAUAAAUGUGAUCAUUUACAAAAAUUGGACUUUACACCAUAGCGGAAAUUCCACUAUUGUUUAUUUAAAUUGUGAAAUUACGUCAUUUAAUAUUGACACAAGUAUAUUGGGUCCAUAGACUACGUUGCUUAUCUCAUGAUUUGCUAUAUUUAUUUAGUUUAGUAGAUAUAAUUCAUACGUGCAAAUAAGUGAAUUCAAACAUACCUACUUUUUUUUAAAAAUGAUACAACUAAAUUGGCCUGCCCUUGGAUUUACUAUUUUACCAAACAUUGGCGGUAUCGCCGGCGGUUUUUUUACAAAAAGUAGUAUCAAACCAUGGUUAGAGAAUUUAAAGAGACCAAACUGGAGACCUCCAAACUGGGUGUUUGGUCCUGUUUGGACAACCUUGUAUAGUGGAAUGGGAUACGCUUCAUAUUUGGUAUACAGAGAUGGAGAAGGUUUUAAUGGAGCAGCGAAGCUACCACUAAUAGUUUAUGGAACUAAUCUAGCAGCUAAUUGGGCUUGGGCACCAAUAUUCUUUGGUAAAAAAGACCUACAACUGGCACUUAUUGAAAUGCAACUUAUAAACGGUACUGCUAUUGGUAUGGCAUAUCUUUUCUAUAAAAUUAACCCAACUGCUGGUUACUUAAUUGUACCAUAUUGUCUUUGGAUGGGUAUUGCAACAGCUUUGAAUUAUUGCCUUUGGAGGGAUAACAAACCAACACCUGAACUGAAAGGAAACUAAGUGUUUAAUAAUUUUUUAUUUUCAUUGAUUUUUUAGACACCCUUAAUCCAUUUUACUUUAUAUUCAUUGAUAUACAAUUAUUUUAAUAAAAAGUCUAGUAUAUUUUCAUUGA